AUGUCGUCCCCGAAAACACAACAUUCUGGAUCUAUCUCUCUAUCUAUCUAUCUAUCUAUCUAUCUAUCUAUCUAUCUAUCUAUCAAACUGUUUCUAUGCUUUUACACGAGGCUGGAAGUAAUUCAAAUCGUCUUUUUCUCUUCUUCUUUUCUUCUUGACGCUUCCGAUCUCAUUUUUCCUGUUCUUCGCAGCCAAACGAACUAUUUAGCUUGUCUCCUUAGUUAUCCAUCUUUCUCUUACUUCUUUUCAUUUUUCCAUACACCUCUUUACGUUUCCUUCUCAGCCUCUCGACCUCCUCGGCCUACUAAUCAUCCAUUACUGCUACCUUUUCCUCUACUUCCUUCUUUUUCUUUAUCUCACCGUCUUUAUUGUCGCGUUCACUUGUUGCACUGUCUUUUUUCUUCUCUCUCUUCUUAUGUUUACUUCUUCCUCUCUUUCUUCUUUAUCCUUGUUUUUUCUUUAUUUCUUUCUUUAGUUGUUCUUACGUUAUCUUCCCACGUUUUCUGUUCUUUGACUUUUUCUUUUCUUGUCUCUUUUUUCCUCUUCUUCUUCUUCUUCUUCUUCUUUUUCUUCAAUUCUCUUCUUAAUAUAUGUUUAAUUCUUCCUUUUGAUGUUCUCUUCUUUUUCCUCGCCGCAUCCUUUUAUCUUUUCUUCACUUUUAUUCUGGCCUCUCAUUCUGGGCUGUUCUUCCAUUUUCUUUUCUUCUCUACUUUUCUUCUGGCAUCCUUUUUCUUUUCUUCUUUCUUUUUAAUCCGGCCACACCGUAAAGUCCUUUUUUACCCUAUUCCCUGCCACGGAUCAAACUGUCCCCGAAUUUUUGGCUUCCCUCCUAAAUGUUACUUUCCUUAUAUAUAUUCUUUUUUUGUAUUUUCUUUCUUUUUUUUUUUUCUUUUCUGCUGGCAACUUUUUCUUUUAUUCUCUUCCUUCUGGCUUCUUUAUUUUUGUUUUCGUAUCUCCUUUGCCUCUGGACUCUUCUUCCUUUUGCUUUUCUUCUCUACUAUUCUUAUUUGA
Acanthosepion pharaonis is the source of this 1011-nucleotide messenger RNA. The record is from the annotation of a GenBank genome assembly. Lineage: Eukaryota; Metazoa; Mollusca; Cephalopoda; Sepiida; Sepiidae.